CAUUGAUUGCCACCCCUAAAUGACAAACAAAACCCUAGGGAACACCUUCUCCACCCACUUACCGAAGUCGCAGAGUCUGGUUCUCGCCAAAUCUACUAGUCUCACCGUGUUCCGGAAUGUUGGGUUUACGAGGUUCAGUUGGAGUAAUCUCCGAUAUCAGUAACCGGCUCGUCCAAACCAUAACGUUUCGUGGAAUAAAAGUGCAAGGCAUUCGUGUGGGAGGAGCUGAAAUUCCUGACCACAAGCGCCUUGCCGUUUCUCUUCAGAGCAUCUUUGGAAUUGGCCAUAACAGAGCUCGCCAGAUCUUAAGUGAGCUCAAUAUAGAAAACAAACUCACUAAUGAGUUAACUGCAAGAGAACUCGUGGCUCUUCGUGAGCAUGUCUCUAACACAUACGUCAUUGGAGAAGAUUUGAGGCGAUGUGUCAUUGCGGACAUAAGCAGAUUGAAGGGUCUUCAGUGCUACAGAGGGAUUAGGCAUGAGGAUAAAUUGCCUUGCAGAGGACAGCGCACAAAAACCAAUUCUCGAACUGCAAAAAAGGGUCUAAAUGCUGGUAGAGAAGGACACAGAGCGCCUCGUAACUAGGUCUAAUUUCUUGCGUUUAGUUGUUACUUCUUUUGAUAAGUUUUGAUGUAGAUUUGCUUGCGAUACAUAUUUAAUAAGCUUUGAUGUAGAUUUGCUUGUGAUACAUAUUUAAUCUUUCCCUCCCCUCCAAUUAAAUCCCAUUUUCUUUUUCCUAUCAAUUAGGCUUCAACAUAAUUGGAUCAGUUUCGUAUUUGGGUGGAAUGAUGAUGAAGAACCUCUACCAUUUUUAUGGAAUUGUUAAAAAAUGGAUUUGAUCUUGUAUCAUCUAGCAUUGUUUAUUGACUAAAUGAGUUUUCUUUCGUUUUUUUUUCUAUUAGGGAAUUGUUGUAGGCCGUUUAUGGCCAUUGGUGGAAGUAAUAGUAAUUAGUUAUUUUAUGUUGAAUUUUAUAUUAA
Messenger RNA from Durio zibethinus, 977 nucleotides. RefSeq names its product Ribosomal protein S13/S18 family. Gene Ontology annotation, biological process: translation. Lineage: Eukaryota; Viridiplantae; Streptophyta; Magnoliopsida; Malvales; Malvaceae. Gene Ontology annotation, cellular component: mitochondrion; ribosome; small ribosomal subunit. The record is from RefSeq and is a predicted model, not a curated record. Gene Ontology annotation, molecular function: RNA binding; structural constituent of ribosome.